This is a messenger RNA of Paramecium tetraurelia, 954 nucleotides long. RefSeq lists its product as uncharacterized. The record is from RefSeq and is a predicted model, not a curated record. NCBI's taxonomy places the organism in Eukaryota, Ciliophora, Oligohymenophorea, Peniculida, Parameciidae. The transcript is spliced from 3 exons.
AUGAUUCUAAUACUCUUGGGUGUAAUUUAAUUGAUUUAAGCAUCAUCAGAAAACAAUUAAAAACCAGUUAAUUUGAGUAAAUUUGCGAAAGUGUUUGAACAUUAUAAUCAAUCGAAUCAAUUCAGCAAAUCAUUAUUUACUUAAUUAAAGUCCAAAGUUUUAAAUGGAGCAACUAUUCAAGAUCUGGAUGACCAUUUUGCAGAAUUGGUUGGACAUUUGGAAAAAGAUGAGUUCUCACAACAAUAAUUAUAUUAAGUUGAGUAAGCUAGAUUAGAAGGAACAAUCUUAUAAUUAGAAGAUGAAUUAAAAUAAUUGGAGGAAUAAAAUGCAUAUUUAAUUUAAAAAUAGGAGACUUUGAAUGAAGAAGCCCAAUAAAUUGAUGUUUUAUUUAGUGCCAAUCACGAAGCAUACAUUUAAAAAAUCGGAGAGCAAUACACUUUAAUCGAAGCCAUUGAUGAGUUAAUAUCAUAAGUUUAGGAGAAACAGACCAUUAAAGAUGACAGUGAUAUUAUGGAGAAGUUAAAAUAGAUUAGUGAAGAUCAACAUAUAAGCAUUUUGGCUUAAGUGACUGCUCAUUUAGAUAUGGAAUAAGCAGAUAAAAUCUUAGUUCUAUUCUAGGAUUUGAAAGACACUCUAAAGGAAGGAUUAGAAGUAGAUGAAUAAAAUAAUGAAUUAAAUGUUAAAUUGCACACAGAAAUUAGACAAUCCAUAGGCAGGUAUGAUUUAAGAAUCAAUUAUUUUAGUAUGAUACCUGAAACACUCAUUUAACAAGAAGAAAUCCUAAAUUCUAUAAAAGAACAAUAAAAUACUUUAUCAAUUACAAAAAUGGCUUUAGAAAAGCUUAAGUCUGAUAUGGAUGAAGUCACUUCAGAUAGAAACUUUGCUUUGCUUUAAAUUUAAUAGGCCAAAUCAAUUUUAAAAGACAACAUUCAAGAUUUAUCAGAUCCUAAAUGA